This is a messenger RNA of Beta vulgaris subsp. vulgaris (sugar beet), 2253 nucleotides long. RefSeq lists its product as hypothetical. NCBI's taxonomy places the organism in Eukaryota, Viridiplantae, Streptophyta, Magnoliopsida, Caryophyllales, Amaranthaceae. The transcript is spliced from 2 exons. The record is from RefSeq and is a predicted model, not a curated record. Bases 505 to 2001 code for a protein of 498 amino acids.
AAUUUAUUACUUCCAACACCCUUUCAACUUGCAAAUUUAUGCAUAGAUUUCCUUCAUAUUCUUAAAUUUUCACUCAAAUUAUAGAUUCUUUCUGUAACCAGAAAUUUUGUCUUUCUAUCUCUUUCCUAUCCGCUCCUCCAAAACCCCAAAAGAAAAAAAACCCAUCUCAAGAAAUUGCUAUGUGCAUGUAACAAACAAUUUCUUUCUGUUAUUUCAUCAUAAUCUAAAAAAAAAGCUUUGAUUUUUGGGCAGUUAGCUGUCUAUUUUACUGGUAUAAUUGUUGGUCAUGGAAUUAGAAAAAUCUUCCAUAAGAAAUCUUAUUCAAUGGCCAAGUCUGCCAACAAAUAUACACUUGUUAGUGUAACAUUAAUUGCAAUCUUUCUUUUUUCAGCUCCCAAAUUUUGGUGAUAAAAAUGGGUUUUACUCUUAUCUCAAUUAUAAAAAUGAUAUCUUUAAGCAAAUUCAACAAGGAAAUCUAGAAAAUAGAAGAAAGAAGCAAAAAAAAUGGAAGGAGGUGGAAAAAAUGGGAAAGGAAAGAAGCAACAAGGAAAAGAGAACAACAAACCAAAUGUAUGGUUCUCAUUGAAGAAAUCUCUGCACUGUAAAUCAGAGGCAUCAGAUGUGCAUGAACCAAAAUCAAAAUCAUCAUUAUCAAAGAGUAAAAAUCAUCAUAAUCAUAAUCAUAAUGAUAAUGAUAAUAGUAUGAUGAAUUCAAUAUUAACAAGAAGAGUAGGAAGGUCAGGUUGUUCAAGGUCAAUUGCAAAUCUUAAAGAUGUAAUUCAUGGGAAUAGUAAAAGACACAUUGAGAAACCCCCAAGUUGUAGUCCAAGAUCUAUAGGAAGUAGUGAAUUUCUUAACCCAAUUACUCAUGAAGUCAUUUUGAGCAAUUCUAGGUGUGAGCUUAAGAUUACUGGGUAUGCCCCUUUUGGCAAUUGCACUGAUGGGUUAGGCUCAAUCGGAGGCGGCGGAGGCGGCGCCGCAACCGAAAGAGCUACUGCUGCUGCUACUGCUGCUGCUAAUGGAGGAAGGGAGGAGUCAACAUUUGUAGGUACAUUAAGGCCAGGUACCCCAGGUCCUGGAGGACACCCUACAAUGCAUUACUUUAAUAACAACAACAAUAAUCCUUUAUUUGGUAAAAACUCAGGAAUGGGAAUGGGAAUGCCAAGAAAGUCUUUUAGUGUGGAGAGGGAAACAGAAAUCUUUGGAAAUGGAGGUAGUAGUAGUGGGAUUAAUAAUUCAAGGAAAAGAUUUUCACUUGAAAUUGAUUCAAAUGGUUCAUCUCACACUCAACAUUUGACUUGUCAUAAGUGUAAAGAACACUUUAACAAAUGGGAUGCUCUUGAAGCUCACCAUCUUUCUAAUCAUGCUGUCACUGAGCUUGUGGAAGGCGAUUCUUCAAGGAAAAUAGUUGAAAUAAUAUGCAGAACAAGCUGGCUAAAGUCAGAGAAUCACUGUGGUCGAAUAGAGAGAGUGUUAAAAGUCCAUAAUACCCAGAAAACAAUAGCUCGGUUUGAAGAGUACAGGGAAAUGGUAAAGAUUAAAGCCAGUAAACUUGCUAAGAAGCACCCACGAUGUCUUGCUGAUGGAAACGAGCUACUAAGAUUCUACGGGACUACUGUUGCCUGUUCGUUAGGCAUUGACGGAUCUUCAAGCCUUUGUAUCUCUGAAAAAUGCUGUGUGUGUCGAAUUAUUAGGCACGGUUUUUAUACUAAAAAGGAAAUUAAGAGCGGAGUUGGUGUUUUUACUACCUCAACUAGUGGAAGGGCGUUUGAAGGUAUCGAAUUCUUUGAUGAUGAUGCAUCGAUAAAGAAGGCGUUGAUUGUAUGCAGAGUGAUUGCUGGAAGAGUUCAUAGACCGUUAGAAAACGUGCAAGAAUUGGCAGGGCAAACUGGGUUUGAUUCGUUGGCAGGGAAAGUUGGUCUUUACUCAAGUAUUGAGGAGCUAUAUUUGCUUAAUCCUAGGGCUCUACUUCCUUGCUUUGUGGUAAUCUGCAAACCCUGAAAGUUAAGGAUGAUGAUUGGAAUUUUUUUUGAAUUCUUUUAGAAGCUAAAAUGCUAUCUAGAAGUUGUAUAAUUCUGAUUUAUUGGCAGUGGUUUAUGAACUGUAGGAGAAUGCCUAGGAUGUAAAAAAUCAUCCAUUUUUCACUGUCUCAUUGACAGGGCUUUUGUGGAAUCACAUAUGUUUGUAGUUCUAUGUGCAAAAUGAGAUAUCUAAUGUUUUACAAGGUUUUAUGUUUAGACCUUUUUAUUCUUA